Molecule: messenger RNA, 1228 nt
Organism: Actinia tenebrosa (Australian red waratah sea anemone)
Lineage: Eukaryota; Metazoa; Cnidaria; Anthozoa; Actiniaria; Actiniidae
Source: RefSeq, a predicted model, not a curated record
AUUUCUUUAUUCCUCAGUCCCCUUGUGUCAGCGGUUUCACUUCUAAAGCCAUGUUGCGAUCACGAAACGUUCGUAAUGCGCGCGCGAAAAUGAUCUAAUUUCAAACCAAGCUUAGCUUUGACGAUUUUGUCCGUUAUAUCAUAUUCAGUGAUCGGAAAGAAUUGAAAGUACAUAAUAAAAAUAUGCGGUCUUUUUGGUUCUAUAUAUCUUGUACACAUUGCUUACUCCAGGUUUGCUUAGCUAUCAUCAUAGUCUAUUACUGGCAUACAACAUUUACCUAUGAUGGUCGAGAAACACAUAAUCUCUAUGGCAUAGUGUGUUCUGUGGUUCCCAAAAAGUACCGCAUACUCGCUCAUGUCUUGAUGGUUUUUUUCUUUACCUUGGUCUUCUACGCGUUCAUGGACCAUUUUUACGAUUUCUGCCUGGACCCUGAGGAUGACAGUUAUGCUACUUUCCAAAAAGUAAAAGAAUAUCAUAAGAAGAAUAGGAAAAAAAAGGCAUUCAAAAGAUACGUUCAUCCUAAGAAGCCAAAACAACCUGUCAUAUUAGAAGACCCGGUCAAAGACUGGCGGCCCCCGCUGAAUGGCGACCAGAUCAUAAGAGAAAAUAUUGAAGAUCUUUAUAUGGAGAAAUUAAAAGAUACACUGAGAAGUAGAAGCUCGCCUCGGAAGUAUUCACCCAAAAUAAAAUCUCCGAAGCGACAAUAAUUAGUAAAUAAAUUCAAUAAUAUUAGAAAAGAUUUUGUAAAAAAAUAACAUUAAAAAGGCCUCCGUGAUUAUUUUCGUGAGCUUUGAUUGGUCUAAAAUGAAAGCUUUUUGACGGUCAAGGCAACCUACCUUUCAAACGCUGUUUCAUUCCAACUUGUACACAGGUGAGUUUUUGUGUCCCCUAAUCGUGGCUUACGGCAACAUAAGUACCUCUUUAGCUUAGGUGUAAUGUUGUCCAAUUUGAAACAACGUGUCCUCUCUUAAUAGUAAAAUAAUUUAUCUGAGUCUUAUCCAUAUACACCUAAUCCACUGUUUUCCAUUUCAGGCCAAGUGUCAUUCCCUAUUUCGUUUAACGGUUGAACAUGAGAAGACACAAUAUGAAUACAACACAGUUAAACAAAGCUAAGAAUCUUACUCUCAAGAGAGUGAUAAUGGUCUGAAAUGGGCAAAACAGUACGGCCAAGUGCAUUAGGUGCAUUUAUGUGUUUAUUGUAAUACGCAAUCGUUAAACCAAGUAAAAA